Messenger RNA from Schistocerca serialis cubense, 906 nucleotides. RefSeq lists its product as uncharacterized. The record is from RefSeq and is a predicted model, not a curated record. NCBI's taxonomy places the organism in Eukaryota, Metazoa, Arthropoda, Insecta, Orthoptera, Acrididae. The transcript is spliced from 5 exons. The coding region runs from base 1 to 819 and encodes 272 amino acids.
AUGCCCGCCCGCAGGUACACCGCAGCCGCCCUCCUGGCAGCUCUCGCCCUCGCCGCCGCCGCCACCGCUGAAGACGGCGAUAAGGGAAUAUCCAAGUUGAAAAAGACCUCGAGCCUCUUCCCGCACCCACGUAUUGGUCGAUCCGAGUUCAUCAAUCAUGAAGCAGGGAACGGCGGACAGAAGCGGGCCGCGGGCCUCUUCCAGUUCCCCCGCGUCGGCCGCGCCUUCAUCGACGGGCCGCUGCCCUUCUCUCUGAGCGUGGUCGGCCCGCUGCGGCUGGCUCCGUCGAGCGACAAGGACGCUGACCCCGAAGCCGCCACCGUUGCAGAGCAGCCGUCGCCGUUUGAGGGCCACAAGCGCAAGGGCCUGGUGGCGAACGCGCGCGUCGGCCGGCGCGACGGCGCCGAAACGCCGGGGGCGGCGGCCUCGCUGUGGUUCGGGCCGCGCGUCGGCCGCGCCGGCCUCGGCCAGGACGAGACGCGCGCCGGCACCAAGCGGCGCGGCCUGCUCGCCUUCCCCAGGGUGGGCCGUGGGCAUGCCGGCUCCAGCUCCAGCUCCGGCGACGGCGACGGCGCCCGCGACAGCCUCUGGUUCGGCCCCCGCGUCGGCCGCCGGGAGCGCCGCUCUCUGCGCCUCCGCCUUCCUGCAGCUGCCUGGCUCGCGGCAGGCGACGUCGGAAACGGAAAAGGUGACUUCACUCCGAGGCUGGGCAGGGAGUCGGGAGAAGACGAGGCAACAGUGCUGCUCGUCGGAGACGGCAACGCCGCUGAGGGCUUCGACGCCCUCGCUGACGCCGACAUCGACGAAGAGGAGCGCUAGGGAACGGCCGCCAGUGCCACAUGUUGUCUAAUCUACCUGUAGUCUUCCCGCAACUGUAGUAACGACAAAUAAAUCACUUUAACUUAG